AAGGUGGGCGGGGCUAGGCCGGAACUGCUGGUGGGAGGCAGCCACCUGAGAUCAUCAGGCCACCUCUGGACCGGCGGGUGCAGGGCCUGGUCCCAGAGUUCAGGGUGGAAGUCGUUUGGAAAUCCCAGCGCCAACAGGACUUUUGGCAGCGGAGGCUGGAAGCAGCGGAACCAAAGGCGGACGGUCGUCAGUUGCUGGGGCGGACGUGGACCCAAGCUGUCCGUCCUUGCAAGUUUCCCCCAGGGUUACGACCUAGACGUGCGACAAAUUCAGGUUCGCCAGCACCGUAGUGGUAGUCACUGGCCCAAGUUGGAGGCCAACUAAGAAGUCUUCGUGCCUCAGAUUUGUUGACCUACAGAAUGCUUCGGUAUCCAUAUUUUUGUAGAAUGUAUAAAGAAUAUCUUUCAUGUUGGUUGGAAUCUGGCAUACCUAAUUUAGCUAUUUGGCCAAAAAGAAUACAUACUACAGAAGAAAACUAUAAAGUAUAUGAAGCCCAUGAGCAAACAGAUCAAACUCAAGCCCAGGAGUUAUACAAAUCUCAAGACAGAAAUUUUGAAACUAUGGUUAAAUUACAUAUUCCAGUAAUGGUGGAUGAAGUUGUUCAUUGUUUGUCACCGCAAAAAGGACAGAUUUUUCUAGAUAUGACAUUUGGUUCGGGAGGACACACAAAAGCCAUUCUACAGAAGGAGUCAGAUAUUGUUCUGUAUGCCUUGGACAGAGACCCGACUGCUUAUGCAUUAGCUGAACAUCUUUCAGAGUUGUAUCCUAAACAAAUCCGAGCUAUGCUGGGCCGGUUCAGCCAGGCAGAAACCUUGUUAAUGAAAGCUGAAGUGCAGCCAGGGACUUUUGAUGGAGUUCUUAUGGAUCUUGGAUGUUCCUCCAUGCAACUUGAUACUUCUGAAAGAGGUUUUUCCCUUCGGAAAGACGGCCCCUUGGACAUGAGGAUGGAUGGUGACAGGUACCCUGACAUGCCCACUGCUGCUGAUGUUGUGAAUGCUUUAGAUCAACAGGCACUUGCAUCUAUCCUAAGAGCGUAUGGGGAGGAGAAGCAUGCCAAGAAAAUCGCUUCAGCAAUUGUUCAGGCACGCAGCAUCUACCCCAUUACCAGAACCCAGCAGCUUGCCAGCAUCGUUGCAGGUGCAUUUCCUCCCUCUGCCAUUUAUGCACGAAAAGACUUGCUACAGCGAUCUACUCAUAUUGCCACCAAGACUUUCCAGGCUCUUCGCAUAUUUGUAAACAAUGAGCUCAAUGAACUCCACACAGGACUGAAGACAGCUCAGAAGUUUCUGAGACCUGGUGGUCGUCUCGUUGCCCUCUCCUUCCAUUCACUAGAGGAUCGCAUCGUCAAAAGAUUUUUGCUUGGAAUAAGCAUGACAGAAAGGUUUAACCUAAGUGUUAGACAGCAAGUGAUGAAAGCAUCGCAAUUGGGUUCAGAUCACGAAAACAUGGAAGUCUCUAUGAGAAGAGCUCCUUUAAUGUGGGAAUUGCUACACAAGAAGGUACUUAGUCCACAAUCUCAGGAUAUACAAGAUAACCCCAGAGGGCGCUCAGCCAAGCUUAGAGCAGCUAUCAAAUUAUAAGUUACCAUCAUCUUAUUCUUCAAUUUUUUUUCGCAAUUUCUCUAAUCUUUACUCUUGUUAUGUUCCUGAAUAUCUUGAUAAAGGUUUAAGUGUGGGACAGUCUGAAAAUUGAUGUGUUUAGCUUUUUUUUUUUUUUUCUCGAAAAGAAACUGUAGGAAAUACUAGCAUGACAGAGAAACUUCUACUCAGGGAGCAGCAGCAUCUCAAAACUGGAAACGUGUUAAUCUUUGCAUCAUAUUGGACACUUGAAAUGCAAUCCUUCCUCUGGCCAGGAAAUUUUUUAAAAAAUAAUACUAUUUUGUGUUUAUCUAAAUAUGUAAACUCAAGCUGUCAAAGAUACAUAAUCAUACCUGCAUGUCCUAAAUUUUGAAUUUAGAUAUUCCAAUUUGCAACAAUCUUUCUCUGGCUCAAAUAAUGAUGAUUAUGGAAUGAAUUUUAAUGUCCCUACUUGUGAAUAAUUAUUAUAGCUUUCUCAAAUGUAGGCUUUUUACAAAUUUAAAAUUUUUUAAUAUUAGUUUAAAUAUGUUAUACUGCUAAAAUUUUAUUUUUCAAAUUAUAGUUUAUUAUUUUAAAGGGAUUUUUCAGUAUGAUAUGGGUCAUUUUGUUCAUAUACUCCAAAGUAAAAAUAUAAAUCCUUACAGAGAAUUAUUU
This is a messenger RNA of Saimiri boliviensis boliviensis (Bolivian squirrel monkey), 2231 nucleotides long. RefSeq names its product methyltransferase 15, mitochondrial 12S rRNA N4-cytidine (gene METTL15). Gene Ontology annotation, biological process: rRNA base methylation. Gene Ontology annotation, molecular function: rRNA (cytosine-N4-)-methyltransferase activity. NCBI's taxonomy places the organism in Eukaryota, Metazoa, Chordata, Mammalia, Primates, Cebidae. The record is from RefSeq and is a predicted model, not a curated record.